AUGUCUGUACAUCCAUUUAUUUAUUCCUUCUUCUCUCUUCCUUCCUUAAAGAUGCCAAACACCAGUGGCCGGCAGAAACAUGGCAGAAGGGCUCGAAGGCGCCGCAGAGUGGACCCUGCCAGAGAUGAGCUCGUUUCUAGCUCCCUUGAGAGUGCCCAACAGUGCCUGUUCAGCCAAGAUUAUGGAACGGCGUUUGUGCACUACCUUCUCGUUCUCAACCUCGCACCCGUGUUCAAGGAAUUUGCCAGGGACUCUUUCAGGUUCACUCUCUUCAAAUGGGCUGAAGAGCUGGACUCUCUGGGCCGCAUUCAGGAUCUUUUUGACUGCUAUGAACAAGCGCUGGAAGUUUUCCCUGCUGACGAGGUCAUCCUGAACAGCAUGGGAGAACACCUGUUCCGAAUGGGAUUCAGAGAUGAAGCUGCAGGUCAUUUCCACAAAGCCUUAAAGUUGAGACCAGACUAUUUAGAAGCCAGAGAGAACUUCUACCGUGUGGCCAACUGGCUCGUGGAGCGCUGGCAUUUCCUCAUGCUCAAUGACCACGGGAGGAACCGGAAGUACCAGCAAGCCAUCCAGAAGGCUGUCCGCAAAGGCUGCAACUCCGUACUUGAUAUAGGUACUGGCACUGGAAUUCUUGGCAUGUGUGCAAAGAAGGCGGGAGCUGCUGAGGUGUACGCCUGUGAGCUUUCCAAGACCAUGUAUGAACUGGCCUGUGAAGUGGUGGCUGCUAAUGGAAUGGAUGGUAGCAUUAAGAUCAUCCAUAAAAAGUCUCUGGAGAUGGAGGUCCCAAAGGAUAUCCCCCAUAGGGUGUCUUUGGUGGUGACGGAGACAGUAGAUGCAGGAUUGUUUGGAGAGGGCAUCAUAGAGAGUCUCAUUCAUGCCUGGCACAAUCUGCUGCUGCCUCCAAAGAGGGACCAGGGUGACUCGGGAGAUGAGUCUACCACUGGAAGAGUCAUCCCUGCAGGAGCCACAGUGUUUGGUAUGGCUGUCGAGUGCCUUGAGAUCCGCCGGCAUCACAGACUCUGUGUUACGGAAGUGGGUGGUCUGUCCAUUGCUGAAGCAGGCGAGCUCCAUAGUACAGUGAGCUGUAACUCCGAGCCAGAUGACUCCAUAGAACCAUACACAACAGAAAGACUUAGCAGGCUUCCAGGCGGAUACAAAUGUCUCACAGAGCCAUUCACAACCCUCUCUAUAGAUUUCAACAAUGUGCAGGAGCUGGAGGGCCUGAGCUCCAGGGAGGUCCAAGAGAUCCGGCUGCCCGUCACUCAGGAAGGAGAGCUGGACGCUCUGGCUGUAUGGUUCCAGCUCCACCUGGAUGAGGAGAACAGUCUGUCCACUGGACCCCAGGAGGACACGUGCUGGGAGCAAGCCAUCUACCCUGUCCACAUUCCUAAGAGGUUUGAACUGAAGCCACGAGACGAGCUGAUCGUCGAAAUCUCGUGCCGUGACGCCUUCCUGCGGCUCAGCUGUGUCGCCGUGCUGAGAGACGGUCAGACAAUCCAUCUAGAAAAGCGUAUGGGUUCGCCUCCCCCCGGAGACCUCACUCCUAACCCCAACCCUGAAGUGGAACUGUGCAGCGCAUUAGCAGGUCUGCAGACUAAUCACAGUCAAGCUGAGGCCCUCUGCAUGUUGGAAUCUUCAGAGAUGGCACUCUUGAACAAUCGGGAUUACCAUCAAAGUUUUAGUUCUGCGUUAACCAAGCUCAUCUCCCAACUGAAAACUAAGCACCAGAACCACGAGCGAGGGUCGGCUUUCCACUCUGACCCAGCCGUGUCCUCGCCCGCCAGCAGCCUCCUCUAUGUGCUGGACGUGUCCGAGGGGUUCUCUCUGCUAUCCCUCAUGGCAGCUAAGCAAGGUCAUGUGAAAGCUUACAGUUCUGUGGAGAAGACCAAGCAACAGGAAGUGCUGAGGAGACUCGCUUGCUCUAAUGGCAUCUCAGAGCAACAUUUAGAGUUUUGGCUUAACCACAUAGAGGACGAGCGGGGAAUGCUGAAGAGGCCGUCCAGGGAAAAGCUGUGGAGUGCCAUCAUCCUGGACUGUGUGGAAACGUGUGGCCUCAUAAGACAGAAGCUGAUGGAGAAAGCAUCACUAGCCAGGUGUCUGCUGGAGGAAGGAGGACAUAUUUUCCCACAGAAGAUUGUGGUGUAUGGCAUGUUGGUGGAAUCUUACACCUUGCUACUGGAAAGUGCUGUCCAGGGUCAGGAGCCAACACUGGGAUUUAAUAUAGCUCCUUUCAUCAACCAGUUCACUGUGCCAGUUCAUGUGUUUCUGGACUUUUCCACACUGGAGUGCAGACAUCUCAGCAAGGCUGCGGAGCUCUUUGUUCUUGACCUUAUGGAUACCAACGCAAACUACACAAACAGAGAUGUCAAGGUCCAGGUCAUGUCUGCAGGCAGACUAACAGCUGUCCCCUUCUGGUAUCAUAUCUACCUGGACCAAGAGAUCAGUGUCAGCACCCUCAGCCAGAACUCCCACUGGAAGCAGGCCGCGGUUGUUCUGCCAAAACCCAUCGAGGUACAAGCAGGAGACUGGGUCCGCCUCGCUGUGAAGCUUCACAAAAGCACCAUCUCUAUUGCAGCCCAUGUAGAGAACCCCCCCACACAGAUGGACUGA
Molecule: messenger RNA, 2610 nt
Organism: Menidia menidia (Atlantic silverside)
Lineage: Eukaryota; Metazoa; Chordata; Actinopteri; Atheriniformes; Atherinopsidae
Source: the annotation of a GenBank genome assembly